Molecule: messenger RNA, 2972 nt
Organism: Mus caroli (Ryukyu mouse)
Lineage: Eukaryota; Metazoa; Chordata; Mammalia; Rodentia; Muridae
Gene: Smad6
Product: SMAD family member 6
Biological process (GO): BMP signaling pathway; cell differentiation; SMAD protein signal transduction
Cellular component (GO): heteromeric SMAD protein complex
Molecular function (GO): transcription regulator inhibitor activity; I-SMAD binding
Source: RefSeq, a predicted model, not a curated record
CAGCAAUGGGACGUGUUCUCCUUUAAGAGUUAAGAAACUUGAAACCUUGUUUGCGCAACAAUCAGCGCCGCGGAGCCGCCAAAGUGUCUAGACUGGCAUAUGAUGGGAGGCAGCCAAUGACUCCGCGGCGCUCCUCCGGGGGCCCUCAGUGUGCGUUUGAGGAGAACAAAAAAGAGAGAGAGCGCCGAGCGGGGGAACGAGCGAGGGAGCUGAGUCCAGAGAAAGAGCCGCCGGGCGCUGCCUCGCCAAACCUCGCUGGGACCGCGGGGCCACCAGGAGGCACUUUGGUGAAGGGGGGCGGGGGGGUCGACCUCGGCAGCCGCGGCGCCCGAAGCGACCCAGCGCAGCGUGGGGCGGGCUGCGACCUCUGCUUCGGUGGAUUGCAUUUUUAAUUAAGGAUUCCUAGCAGCUCUUUGGGAUUUUUUUUCCGGCUUCCACUCAUGCGUUGACACCCGCGUUCAGGAGAGACUUGCCCCAAGUGCACCGAGCGCCCGGGACCUGAGACGGAAUUGCUUUUCGGAUCUGGGAGUUAUCCACAAGCCUUAGUUUCGGAUCCUGCAGGGAAAGCCCAUGUAGCAUAGCUCUUGGAUUUUGAAGGCAGAGUUGUGCAGACACAUUUGGGGGGCACGACGCAAGCGCUUUGUGCUCGUGUACCAGCCGCGCAACUUUUGAAGGCUCGCCGGCCCAUGCAGGGUGUCUCUAGCAUCGUUUCGCUGGUGGCUUCCCUAAGGCUCCAAAGCAGCUGGAGUUGAGCGGUCCCGGCCCAUCGUGAUCCAUGUAGCCCGCUGGUCCCUCGUGGACUGCGGCUCAACACGCGCGUGUUCCCGGCCCGGCCCGGCUUGGCCCGGCGCGAGCUCCCUCAUGUUGCAGCCCUGCGGUGCCCCUUCGACGACAGGCUGUGCGCGGUCUGCACGGCGCCCCGCGGCAGAGCUUCAUGUGGGGCUGCGGCCCGCUCAGCCGGCGCCUCGUUGAGGGAACGGACCCCCGGUAACCGGAGACCGCCUCCCCUCCCACCACCCCAGGCGCCAAAGGGUAUCGUAUGUUCAGGUCUAAACGCUCGGGGCUGGUGCGGCGACUUUGGCGAAGUCGUGUGGUCCCUGAUCGGGAGGAAGGCAGCGGCGGCGGCGGCGGUGGUGUCGAAGAGGAUGGGAGCCUGGGCAGCCGAGCUGAGCCUGCCCCGCGGGCACGAGAGGGCGGAGGCUGCAGCCGCUCCGAAGUCCGCUCGGUAGCCCCGCGGCGGCCCCGGGACGCGGUGGGACCGCGAGGCGCCCCGAUCGCGGGCAGGCGCCGGCGCACGGGGGGCCUCCCGAGGCCCGUGUCGGAGUCGGGGGCCGGGGCUGGGGGCUCCCCGCUGGAUGUGGCGGAGCCUGGAGGCCCAGGCUGGCUGCCUGAGAGUGACUGCGAGACGGUGACCUGCUGUCUCUUCUCCGAACGGGACGCUGCAGGCGCGCCCCGGGACUCUGGCGAUCCCCAAGCCAGACAGUCCCCGGAGCCGGAGGAGGGCGGCGGGCCUCGGAGUCGCGAAGCCCGCUCGCGGCUGCUGCUUCUGGAGCAGGAGCUCAAGACGGUCACGUACUCGCUGCUCAAGAGGCUCAAGGAGCGUUCGCUGGACACGCUGUUGGAGGCUGUGGAAUCCCGAGGCGGCGUGCCGGGCGGCUGCGUGCUGGUGCCGCGCGCCGACCUCCGCUUGGGCGGCCAGCCCGCGCCACCGCAGCUGCUGCUCGGCCGCCUCUUCCGCUGGCCAGACCUGCAGCACGCAGUGGAGCUGAAACCCCUGUGCGGCUGCCACAGCUUUACCGCCGCCGCCGACGGGCCCACGGUGUGUUGCAACCCCUACCACUUCAGCCGGCUCUGCGGGCCAGAAUCACCGCCGCCCCCCUAUUCUCGGCUGUCUCCUCCUGACCAGUACAAGCCACUGGAUCUGUCCGAUUCUACAUUGUCUUACACUGAAACCGAGGCCACCAACUCCCUCAUCACUGCUCCGGGUGAAUUCUCAGAUGCCAGCAUGUCUCCGGAUGCCACCAAGCCGAGCCACUGGUGCAGCGUGGCGUACUGGGAGCACCGGACACGCGUGGGCCGCCUCUAUGCGGUGUACGACCAGGCUGUCAGCAUCUUCUACGACCUACCUCAGGGCAGCGGCUUCUGCCUGGGCCAGCUCAACCUGGAGCAGCGCAGUGAGUCGGUGCGGCGCACGCGCAGCAAGAUCGGUUUUGGCAUCCUGCUCAGCAAGGAGCCAGACGGCGUGUGGGCCUACAACCGGGGCGAGCACCCCAUCUUCGUCAACUCCCCGACGCUGGAUGCGCCCGGAGGCCGCGCCCUGGUCGUGCGCAAGGUGCCACCGGGUUACUCCAUCAAGGUGUUCGACUUUGAGCGCUCAGGGCUGCUGCAGCACGCAGACGCCGCUCAUGGCCCUUAUGACCCGCACAGCGUGCGCAUCAGCUUCGCCAAGGGCUGGGGACCCUGCUAUUCGCGACAGUUUAUCACCUCCUGCCCCUGUUGGCUGGAGAUCCUACUCAACAACCACAGAUAGCAAUGUGGCUGCCACUGUGCCGCAGCGUCCUCCAACCUCUGGGGAGCCAGCGCCCAGAGACACCACCCCAGGGACAACCUCGCCCUCCCCCCAGAUAUCAUCUACCUAGAUUUAAUAUAAAGUUUUAUAUAUUAUAUGGAAAUAUAUAUUAUACUUGUAAUUAUGGAGUCAUUUUUACAACGUAAUUAUUUAUAUAUGGUGCAAUGUGUGUAUAUGGAGAAACAAGAAAGACGCACUUUGGCUUGUAAUUCUUUCAAUACAGAUAUAUUUUUUUCUUUCUUUCCCUCUUUCCUUUUUUAAAGAGAAUUAUACAGUAGAACUAGGUGGAAAGCCUAGGUUUGGUGUAUGGUUUUUUAAAAAAUAUUAAUGCCCAGACCAAAAAAAACAAAAAACAAAAAAAACUAAUACCAGUCACUCUUGAUAAUAAAGUGUUUGCAUUAUA